Alternaria burnsii is the source of this 399-nucleotide messenger RNA. RefSeq lists its product as uncharacterized. The transcript is spliced from 2 exons. The coding region runs from base 1 to 399 and encodes 132 amino acids. Gene Ontology annotation, molecular function: oxidoreductase activity. The record is from RefSeq and is a predicted model, not a curated record. Lineage: Eukaryota; Fungi; Ascomycota; Dothideomycetes; Pleosporales; Pleosporaceae.
AUGUCGACAGAAGAAUUGGUUCGAGUCACUGUCCUUGCGAAUCGCAAUCCCAAGCUUUCGGAAACUGAAUUUAACGACCAUUGGGCAAAUAAGCAUGGCCCUCUUAUCACAUCGUGGCUACAGCGUCACGGCAUUGUCAAAUACGUCCAAUAUCAUACUACAUCGAAACAUAAAGCGCUUUUAAAACUGCCGACACUCUCAUACGAUGGCAUGGCGGACUUUUGGGUGCGAAACUUCGAGGAUUUUCAGAAAGCCUACGAAGAUCCUUUCUACUUGGAUGUCGUGAAGAAAGAUGAGGAAUACCUGUUUGACCUAGAAAGUUUGCGUGUUACUGCAGGUGUAGAGUACUAUGUUAUCGAGGAUGGGAAAGUGAUGCAGGAACAUGCGCGCAAGAUCUAG